UUUAUAUUUUAAAAAAAACCUGUGUUCUAAGACCUGAUGAAGCUAAAGAAGAGUCAGACGUUGAAGAAGAAAGCUGCGGAAAACAAGAAGAAGACAGAACGCAUUAUUUCAGCCAUGACUCCUGGUUUCUGCGUGGACUUCAACCCCAUAGACUCCAGUAUCUACCUGGCCGGCACAUCGGAGUGCCUCAUCCACAAGUGCUCCGUCUCCAACAGUCAGAACGUCCUCCACACUUACAAAAAACACUUUUGCCCUGUGAACCAUGUUGAGUGGUCUCCUUUCAGUCCUGAUGUGUUCCUCAGCUGCUCCUCUGAUUGGACCAUCCAGCUGUGGAAGCAGGACUGCUCCGACCCGGUGAUGAGCUUCAAAUCCACCCAGAGGACCGUGUCCACCGUCAGGUGGUCCCCAAACUCCUCCACCGUAUUUGCAGCCAUUAACGGAGAGAUGGUGGAGAUCUGGGACUUGAAUUUGAACAUCAUGCUCCCAACCGUCGUGCACCGUGCUGCCGCUGCUGUGACGUCCCUGCUGUUCGCCUCAGGGACAGACUGCGUGUUGGUGGGGGACACUGAGGGGGAAGUGACCGUCUACCAGCUAAAGAACCUCGGUGUGGGGAGAGACAAGAAGAUGGAAAGUUUGGAAGACAUCAUUAGCUUUGUGGUUUCCAGGUAGCUUUAGAAAGUGGGCUCUUAAAGCCAUAUUUAUAUUAUCAAACAGUAUAAUUGUAACACUAGCAGAACAUUUGUGUUAUACUAUUUAAUGCUAUUGUGUUUAUUUAUAAUAUAUUUUGUAAAUUGAAGGAAAGUCUAGAAAGAUAUAAAAUACAUGUUUAAUUCAAUAUCUAUACAUUGUCAUUUAUAUCUUUAUCAACAAAACAUAAACAAAUGCAAAGGAUACAAAUCUAUAAAAUGCCAUUUCAGCUGAUGGAAAAUAAAAUACAAAUGUUUUUGAAAAAGAUCUGUAGAGACAUAUUUUAGGGAUUCUUAAAGUGGUCCUCAAAUUUUAUUUUGAAAUUAAUAAAUUGAAGUGAAAUAUAAACCUUGCAUGAUGUAUCGUGGUAGUCAAGUUGGUUACCUUAGAGACCAAUUCUUGGUCAUAUAAAAGGUUCAAAACGUAUUUACGGAGUGAAAAAAAGUUGAAUUUAGAUGGAAUAAUGUAAAAAAUAUAUUUUUGUUUUGUUCUACACCACAAAAAAAAUGGCUUUAGGCUCACUUGAGAUCGGAACACUUGAUAUUUACAAUUUGUGAUGAUGAAAUACUUCGGGACCUUAUUUGAAGAUCUAGAGAGACCCCUAGGGGCAGAUCACUCUUAUGGAUUUGAAAAGCAAGAUAUAUUUUAAUCUGAAAUGCAUUGCUUCAGUGAGAGUUGUGUGCAUCAGACUCUUCUAUUUGAUGCUACAGUAAUGGCACCUCUGGACAUAGAUGCCUUUUGUUUAACACUCACUCACCAAACAUAUUUGAAUUGAUUCAGUACAUAUCUUAAAAUAACAAUUCUAAAAUGUAUGAACAUGCAAUAAAAACACAAUUUAAA
Molecule: messenger RNA, 1527 nt
Organism: Notothenia coriiceps (black rockcod)
Lineage: Eukaryota; Metazoa; Chordata; Actinopteri; Perciformes; Nototheniidae
Product: WD repeat-containing protein 78-like
Exons: 5
Coding region: 37-669 (210 amino acids)
Biological process (GO): cilium movement
Cellular component (GO): axonemal dynein complex
Molecular function (GO): dynein light chain binding; dynein heavy chain binding
Source: RefSeq, a predicted model, not a curated record